This is a messenger RNA of Eutrema salsugineum, 938 nucleotides long. RefSeq names its product nifU-like protein 1, chloroplastic. Bases 32 to 736 code for a protein of 234 amino acids. The transcript is spliced from 3 exons. Gene Ontology annotation, biological process: iron-sulfur cluster assembly. Gene Ontology annotation, molecular function: iron-sulfur cluster binding; iron ion binding. Lineage: Eukaryota; Viridiplantae; Streptophyta; Magnoliopsida; Brassicales; Brassicaceae. Gene Ontology annotation, cellular component: mitochondrion. The record is from RefSeq and is a predicted model, not a curated record.
ACAUAAACUCGCUCUAAAAAUCACAAAAACGAUGGCUUCUCUCGCGACUUCCAUCGCCGGAAAUGGAAGCUCCAAAUUUCUGGUUUCAACAUGUUCAACGAGAAUUGGGGUUCCUGUAAUCUCCGAUGAAAAUUCGAGAUUCCUCUUCUUUGCUGCUAACAGUCACCGUCCGAUCCUUAGAACGGCGAUCUUGCGCCGAUUGGCGAUAAAUGCUUCGAACCAAGGAGAAACAACGGCUUCACCUUUCGCCUCGGUUGCAUCACCGGGUCUGUACUCAGCUCAGACUUUCGAUUUGACUCCUCAGAAUGUCGAUUUGGUCCUAGAAGAUGUUAGGCCGUUCCUCAUCGCCGACGGUGGGAACGUCGACGUUGUUUCCGUUGAAGAUGGCGUGGUUUCUCUCAAACUCCAAGGAGCUUGUAAUAGCUGUCCGAGUUCUUCAACGACCAUGACGAUGGGAAUAGAAAGGGUACUCAAAGAGAAGUUUGGAGAUGCUUUGAAAGAUAUUCGACAAGUUUUUGAUGAUGAAGUUAAGCAGAUAACUGUGGAGUCAGUGAAUGCUCAUCUCGAUAUACUGAGACCAGCGAUCAAGAACUAUGGCGGAAGUGUGGAAGUUUUAUCAGUCGAAGGCGAGGACUGUGUUGUAAAGUACAUUGGACCAGAAUCUAUUGGAAUGGGAAUACGAGCAGCGAUUAAAGAAAAGUUCAAGGACAUUUCUAAUGUAACCUUUACAAGCUAGAAAGCAUGAAGAAAGCCAAUAUUUUAUACAUAUGUAAAAAAGAAACUAUAGCUCUUUGUUUUGGCUAAUGUCCACUUCAGUCAUAGUCUCCGCAACUGUCUUGAGCCAUCUUGCAAGGUUUAUCAAGAACGGUGUGUAGACAAAGUAGCAAGUUGUUGUCCAAGUGACCAAUCCCUUUUCCAGAAAACAAAAGAAAAAAAAA